Messenger RNA from Medioppia subpectinata, 339 nucleotides. The record is from the annotation of a GenBank genome assembly. NCBI's taxonomy places the organism in Eukaryota, Metazoa, Arthropoda, Arachnida, Sarcoptiformes, Oppiidae.
UUCACUGUCAUCGUUGGUAUUGUUUUGGUUAUUGUGUUUUCAAAGUACUUUCAGUCAAAAGUGAUGUUUAGUGCGGGCGCGACCACAACAGUGCCAUCCAAUAUGGGCUCUCCAUUCCUGGCCGACACUCACACGCCUUCAUUGAAAGGACACAGAGCGUUGAACUACAGCCCAACACAACAGCAAACGCCUACCACUUCUACUCCACGGGUCGGACGACCGCUGUAUUCAGUGCCCAAUACAUGAGUGCUUAAGUGCUUAACUACUGUACUAUUGAUGAGAUUUGAGUAAAUUAUAAUUAUAAUAAAUUGUUUAUAUUUAUAUACUUUUUGAUAGCAA